Molecule: messenger RNA, 3921 nt
Organism: Suillus subaureus
Lineage: Eukaryota; Fungi; Basidiomycota; Agaricomycetes; Boletales; Suillaceae
Exons: 14
Coding region: 1-3921 (1306 amino acids)
Biological process (GO): proteasome-mediated ubiquitin-dependent protein catabolic process; regulation of proteasomal protein catabolic process; protein deubiquitination
Molecular function (GO): proteasome binding; cysteine-type deubiquitinase activity
Source: RefSeq, a predicted model, not a curated record
AUGGACAAUAACAGCGGUAGCAGCAGCAGCAGCAACAAUAACAAGUCCGUGCGCCGCCAACCGGCUUCCCCGGUCACAGAAGCUCCCAAAGCCCCCGGGACAGUUUCUCCAGAAACCUUUUACGCGUCAGCUUCAAAAUCGAGCGCAGGGCUCACGCCUCCACCAUUGCCACUGCGCCCGAAGAGCUCUGCAGGAUCGGCCCACACAAAGGUCAACAUCGAACCUCCGCCAACCUAUGACACUGUAUUCCGCGAGCCCCAGCUCGUCUCAGAGGAUACAAUCGGUACCGAUCAAGUCCCUGCGCUCAUUCCAGCCGACGACCAUCAUAACUGGCCGACUGUCGAGCACAGGUGGGCCGAAGAUGACUGGGGAAGAAACGAUGCUUGGAAUGAACCGAUACCGUGGGACAGUUCAUGGGCCGGUGGAACGUCGCAAAAGGUCAUGGAUCUUGAUGCGCGGGACCAGGAGGAGGAGACGAACUGGUGGGAUGCGGAACUGCGGGGAACAAGAAACCGCCCAGGGCCUGGAAUACUACCGCCUUUGGUUGCUGAAUUGUUGCACAACCCUGAACAUUCAUUGUUCUCGGUAAGCGUUACCGCGCCUGACAUAAGGCCGACUGGGGAUGCAUCCCCUUUCAUUCCCCCGAGCCAUGAUGAAAUACUUCGCGCUGUCCCUCAUGCCAAUACAUACUACUGCAGACGACACCAUGGUUGGGUGUUCCUUCAGUGGAAAACAUCUGCUAUUGUCCCUCCCUUUGCAAAAUCAUUCGACCCCAAACAGCAUCCACCCCUCCCUGACCAAGACCGUCGUAAACGCACCGUCACUUGCGCUGACAACUCUUUCGAUAAGUCCAAGAAAACACAUCACUUUCAUUUCUAUCCGAAGGCCGUUGAUUCGGGCCAGCUCAAUCCAGCAUUCCAUCGGGCCCCCUGGGAAGUCGCUGCGCAGAGGAAACAGAGGCGUCGGAAAAUCACUUCUGUCAAUCUCGAUGACUAUGCGUUCAAAGAAUCAGAUGUCAAGAUGAACGAAGACCUGCCCGAGGGACAUGUAGAGGGCGAACUGCUUGAUCUUUAUGUCUGCUGUCAGUGCUCCGUCUAUUGCAUUGCGUCAGAAGCUAUGCCCGGUGUUAUUGCUCUUAAAUACGUGGAGGAUUUCACAAGAUAUAGACAUGAACACCCUGCCAUCGGGAGGCAGCCUGACGAAUCUGUUGUCAGUGGUUGGGAGACACUGAUCACAAUCAUCGAAAACAAAUUAUGGAAAGGCAAGAACGGCCAGCUCCCUGUUUCUGGGAAGACGUUCCAGAGCAAGAUCGGGUGGUCCCCAACUACGAGCUAUAUCUUCAAGCAACUUGGGUUCGAGCUCAUUACACGCACCGAAGCUCCAGGCACGCCUGAGGAGAGGACAGACGAAUUUUUGUCACCCCCAAAUACUGAGCCCAACAGUCCAGAAGGUCAGGAGGCACGUAUGAAGCUUCUGCGUUUCUGGGUCGAGACGAAUGCGUAUCUCGUAGACUACCAACGUCGCUUCGCAUCUGCACUCAAGCACUAUACGCCGCACCCUUUGUACGUCAAAAUCGACGGUGCCCGAGAGAUGUACCAACAGGCUAUCGGUGCACACCCUGAUCAGAUCCCGAGAUCGUCCUCGUCGUAUCCGUUAGGUUCAUUGGCGGAGUAUGCACCUCUACUGCAGACGUGGAAGACGUUAGGAAUAACCCCCACAACAUUUUCUCCGGAUAUUCUCAUAUUCGCCUAUUUGGCCCAAUGCCGUUGUGACCCUGCCAAUACGAUACUCUACUUCACCCACUUCUACGCAAUCAUCGCCGCAAUCCAAUCUCUCGGUGGUGUUCCGUCUCAGGAAUUGCAGACCCUAGUUUUUGAAGAGCGCUCUCGUGGGCGAUUCACGGAAGAGGACCUGCAAAACGCUGCCGCAGUUCUUGGAUUUGGCAAGGACGGCGCGCUACGCUUGGAGCUUGAAGAUGACAUUGAGGACGACUUCCUUGCGGAAGCAUGGCGGACGGCCAUCAAAAAUGCCUGGCGUGACGCGAAGGACUGCACACAGCUCCAACGCGACGCGAACGAGGCGUUCAGAAUCAUUGCACAAUCAAGGGGUAGUAAGAAGCUUAUAAAGCUAUUUUCUGAGUCAUCGAAGAACCAGAUGGACCCUUCACGUGCAUACUCGGUAUUAGAGGUUUCCGCGGAUGUCGAGGAGCAGCCCCAUCAAUCUGAUAAGUGGCGCGAAGCGUUGAGAACAAUUGCAGAAGUGAGGGAUAGCAGCCGGUUGCGUCAUUUCCUAGAAGAAGGCAAAGAUCCUGGAGAUAUCGUGGCUUCAACUCGUGCUGAUCUUCCAAGAGGCCUGAAUCAACUUGGAAACACCUGUUAUUUGAACUCGUUGCUCCAAUACUUCUACACAAUUAAGGAGCUUCGUGAGGCUGUCGCUUCUAUGGCCAACAUUGACGUGAAGGCCCUUGAAGACGAGAAGUACACGGAGGACGACCUUAAACGGCAUCGAGUUGGCGGACGGCUAAUUACGCGGCGCGAGAUACUGCGAUCGAAAAAAUUUGUCAGUCAUUUGGCCGAUUUAUUUUGGCAGCUCCAAUUCUGUGAAAACCAGGCUGUCACACCGACCAUCGAUCUUGCCAAGUUAGCACUCGUAACAUCAAGAGACGAAGAGGAGGAGGAAGCUGACAGAGGUGGUACUGAUUCCUCAAAUGACACAGAUGCGACGCUUGUUGAGGACGGGCCCGUGCGGUCACCUGACUCAAAUGGCUCGGUGCUCGGCAAGCGGCCACGCGACGAGCAACGCAUGGACAUGGAUGUUGACACACCCAUGUCCCCUAUUACGGAAGAGAAGAAUGGGUACGUCAUGAUAUCCCAGCCGUCUCCGCCUCGUGGGUCCAAGUCUCCUCGCUUGCAUGGGGAAAGCUCGUCAAGCACGAUGCCGCUGCCAUCCCCGGUUCCAGAUGUGGAAAUGGCGAACCACGAGAACUCGCAGGUUGAGGAGCAGAAGAAAGGCUCCUCCCUUACCUACACGCAAGCCUACUCAGUCAGACUCGGUUAUGAUGUUCGGCUAUUCUACGGGAAAUUGCGGCAAAGGCUUACACAAGUCCCUGCCCAGCGGCAUCCCAGAACUUCAACACACGAGAAAGAAGACCUCUUCUCGCAUCUUCCCGUGAAUGUGGCCGAUAACGGCUUUGAUAUCUAUGAUGGCUUGAGCGGAUACUUUGACGAUAUCGUUGAUUACGAAGGCGAGAAAGCUAGAAUGGAGGUGACACUGGUUGAUCUACCGCCAUUAUUGCAGAUUCAACUUCAGCGCGCGCAAUUCAACAGAGAGACCCUCCAACCGUACAAAUCGCAAGCCUAUGUCAAAUUUGGCGAGACGAUAUAUGGACCGGCGGAAUUGAACACGCAACGUGAACGCCUGCGCUUGCUGACACAGGACAAGCACGCACCUUUCCCUGCAUCACUCAAAAACACGCUUGAUUUCUUGUCAAAGCAAGAAACGCUUAUUCUCCCGGAUGUCGAUGAAGAGCUCGUCGCGAACAUCAGUGGCGAACAAGAUAUGAUCGAGGCUGAGAUUAUCGAACUCAAGAACACGAUAUCGAAGCUGAAGGAGGAGCUAGAGGAUAUUUGGAAGGAUGAUACCUCGGUCGCAUACGAGCUGACCUCCGUCUUCAUACAUCGUGGCUCAUCACCGUCAUUUGGACACUACUUCUUCUAUUCCCGACAUGUACCGGAACGACCUGAUAACUGGUUCAAGUACAAUGACCAUCAGGUUACAGAGGUGCUGAAAACCGAGGUCUUGGCUGAUACCACAGGGUCCACUGCAAAUCCGUACUUGCUUGUUUUCGCAAAGAAGGACCGGGACAUUGUUCGUACCGUAAAUCGAUUUGAUCCGAUGGCUUUAGAGGAUAUUGAUACAUGA